Messenger RNA from Thamnophis sirtalis, 384 nucleotides. NCBI's taxonomy places the organism in Eukaryota, Metazoa, Chordata, Lepidosauria, Squamata, Natricidae. The record is from RefSeq and is a predicted model, not a curated record.
GGUAGAAGACAGUGGCCUCGGACAAAUAGACAAAUUAACAUGAACCAUUAUGCCAAUAAGAAGAGUGCAGCCGAAAGCAUGUUGGAUAUUGCUUUGCUCAUGGCCAACGCAUCCCAGCUGAAAGCGGUGAUGGAGCAAGGACCCUCUUUCGGAUUCUAUGCUCCCCUGAUCACUCUCAUCAGCAUCUCACUCGCACUUCAGAUUGCAGUUGGCGUGCUCCUAAUAUUCCUUGUUAAAUAUGACCUUAAUAAUCCUGCAAAACAUGCCAGGCUGGACUUUCUCAAUAACCUUGCCACUGGACUGGUGUUUGUUAUAGUAGUUGUCAAUAUAUUUAUCACUGCUUUUGGAGUUCAGAAGCCGUCUAUCCCAGAUCAGAAAGCAUAG